AAAACCGCUGACACCUUUAAACCACGAUCGCUAAUGGAAGCCUUCAAGAGCUCCUAUAUCCAAAAAUGCACUGAACUGGCCAUCGAACCGCAUCGUGCUCUUGGUGAUCUGUUUAUCGAUGGGACGGCCGUGGCAGCAAGCGAACUUCUUGAUAUACAUGGGCAGUCCACAACGCUCAAAGAUAUUACUGCUCUGGCGGCCGCUUUGGCAAAUGAUGUGAGGUUUACAAAACUCAAUUUGGCUGAUACGUUUGUCGGCGACGACGGAUGCAUAUUGAUUGCGGGUGCUCUGAAAACAAACUGUACCAUCCGAUAUCUUGAUCUGCGUGGCAAUAGCAUUCGCGCAGAUGGUGCAACAGCUUUGGCGCAAAUGUUAAAGGUUAACACAGCCCUAAAAUGCCUGGUGCUAGAGUGGAAUUGCAUCGGAAUAUGGGAGGCGGGAGUUAGAGCACUGGCCGAUGCUCUAUCUAUAAAUCAGACUUUGGAAGAGCUGGAUCUGCGUAACAACAAGAUCGGGCCAAAUGGAUGUCAAUCUUUGGCAUUAUGUCUCAGGAACAACACCACGUUACGAUGCUUAGACUUGCGCUGGAAUAACAUUGGGCUUCUUGGAUCUAAGGCGUUGGUAGAUCUGCUGAAAUGGAACACUGUUUUAGAGGAAAUACAACUGGCCGGAAAUGAGGUACCCGACGACAUUGCCAGAGCAAUUGGCAAUGCAGUGGAGCGAAACCGGGACAGGCGAAAACACGAUCUACGUAUUCGACUCCAGGCUGAUCAGCUAACUAGCACAGUGCACGCCCUCACAUCGACCCAUCAAGAUACACUUGCGAAUCUUUCAAAAGACUUGGCUUCAAAAGAGCAACAGGUUGCAAUGGCAAGCAAGGAGAUUUCGCGAUCACAAGAGGCUUACAAGAUCUUGGAAGCUAAGCUGCAAAAGGCGGAAGCGCAGAUGAAAGAGGCAGAAGAAACGCUAAUCCGCGAGAGAACUGAAAUGAAAAAUAAAGUAAAGGAGCUACAGCAGGAGCUCUUGACUGAUAGAGAGGCUAGAUUGCGGCUUGAAACUCAGCGCGAAAAGGCUUUCUCCGACGCCAAACGCCAGAGCUUGGAAUUAGAAGCUUCCUUGCGGGAGGCGGACGUCAAAGUAGAGGUGUUAAAACGAGACAAAACUAUGCUUAUUGAGGAGCUUGAUAAAGUAAAAGAUAAAUUAAAGGCCAUGAAAACCAUGUACGAAGACCAACUGGCGCGGCAAGACCGUGAAUUCCAUGAGAGGCUGAAAGCAGUUGAAGCCUCCAAAGAUCAUGACCUUGCACAAAGCAUCCGAAAGAUGGAAGAUCGCUUAAAGGUCACCGAAAACGCUCGGACUCGAGCAGAGGAGGAGCUCGACACCCAACGCGCAAAAUUACUUGCUGAAAAGAGAAACUGGUCAGAGAAAAUAGCGGAUGCGGAGGCGAGAAUUCGGAAGGAGGAGGAGGACCGUCGACGUGAGCUAGAAUCCGUACUCCAGGCGCUUACAAAACAGCGGGAUAGCUUGCAGGUAGACGCCGCAAAUCAUACCCAAAUACAUUCGAAGGUUCUUCGUGAACACGAGCGAGAGCGCGAGCGCUGGCAGCAGCAACGAUCCCAGCUGCAUGAGGAGAUCGCCACAUUGAAAGCACGACAGGGGGAAAUAGAGAGCGCUCUUGCAACAGCCAAAAAGCAAUUGCGAAAGGCGGAAGAAACGUCCAGUGAGCUUCAAAAGCUCAGGGACGAAGCUGUUCGAGAUCGAUCAGAGAUUGCAAAGCUGAAGGAAGAUGUUGCAGCUCGUGAUCGUUUGGUCGGUAGGCUCAAGGAGGAGCUGAAACGAAAAGACCAGGAGUUGGACGAGAAGGACGAAGAAAGCAUGCUCCAAAUGAAAGACCUUCAACUGAGCAUUACUUCGCUUCUAAAUCAGCGCACGAAAAGACAUGUCCGAUCACGGUCAAUUGAAAUGGCACUAUCAUAGUUUAUAGAAGUGGCAGUAUUCUAGAUAUUACAUUAAUACUUAUGUGGAUAACAAUGAUGGUAAAGUAAGAGUUGGAAGAAAAUCGGAUUUUCAUCCUUAAAUCACA
Spizellomyces punctatus DAOM BR117 is the source of this 2083-nucleotide messenger RNA. RefSeq lists its product as uncharacterized. Gene Ontology annotation, molecular function: protein binding. Gene Ontology annotation, cellular component: centrosome. NCBI's taxonomy places the organism in Eukaryota, Fungi, Chytridiomycota, Chytridiomycetes, Spizellomycetales, Spizellomycetaceae. The coding region runs from base 34 to 1977 and encodes 647 amino acids. The record is from RefSeq and is a predicted model, not a curated record. The transcript has 11 exons.